GCAGGGUGCGACUCGCCUGCCAUCGCGGGAGGGAGGUGGCGCGCGCCGCACCGUCCGGCUCCGGCUCGUUGGACUCGGCGGUGGGCGGAGCGGCCGGGCCAUGAUCGAGAUGGCGGCUGAACCCGACGCGUUCCGGGCCCCUCCGCCGCCUUUAAGGACCGGAGAACCACCGGGGGGGGGCGGGCCUGCACCGGGCGGCACCGACACCACCGGGCCCCAGCGGCGGAGGGGACGGGAGGAAACGGACGGAGCGGGGGAGGCCCCGAGACCCAGGAACGGCUUCAGAGCGACCGGAGGAGGCGGCGGGGGGGGCGGAGGGGGGGGAAAACGGCGGAGCAGCUGCACCGGAUCCAAACAACCGCCGUGGAAACGGCGCCGGAGAGCGACGUCGGAAUGUGACCCCGCGCUGCCGUCCGAGUUCCUGCUGGGGGGGAACAUCUUCGACCCGCUGAACCUCAACAGUCUCCUGGACGAGGAGGUGAGCCGCACGCUGAACGCACGCACCCCGCAGUCAUCACCGCUACCGGCACGAGGACGGGACCCCGUGGAGAUCCUCAUCCCGCGGGACAUCACCGACCCGCUCAGCCUCAACGCGCCCGGGGGGGAUGACGGGCUCCGUCUGGCAUCACCUGCCAAAGCAACGCGACGUCGGCAUCGCCACCGGGGUCAGCAACGGGGGAACAGCACCAACAGCACCAACAAUAGUAUGGAGCCAGAGAGCAGCACGGAGCACGGGAACACGGCCAGCAGCAGCACCAACACGGCUGGAAACAGCAGCACAACGUGCUCCAACAGCCGGCACCGUAAGAGGAGAAGGACUUGUAGUAAAUCAGAGGCCGCCCGAUCUACGGCGUCACCGGAGAAAGGGAAAGGGGGAAACAACGGCCCUAAAACCCCCACGACGGCCCCACGGCGCCGCAAGAGCCAGAAGUUCCAAUAUGGGAAUUACUGUAAAUAUUACGGCUAUCGCAACCCGGAUUGCGAGGACGGGAGGUUGAAAGCCAUGAAGGCCGAGUGGUUCACCGGGAAGGAGGUGCUGGAUGUGGGGUGUAACGUGGGGCACGUCACGCUCAGCAUCGCCAAGAGGUGGGGGCCCAGCAGAGUGGUGGGGCUGGACAUUGACGGGGCCUUGAUCCGCUCGGCCCGGCAGAACAUCAGGCAUUAUCUGUCCGAAGAAAUGGCCGCCGUGGAGGGAGGGGGGAGGAAGGGGUUCCCUGCGGCGCUGCUGGCCAGCAGGGGACCCAUCGCUGCCCCACGGCUGCCCCCCGACGGGCCCGGAGCCUCCGACUUCCCCCAUAACGUCGUGUUUGUCACGGGCAACUACGUCCCCGAACGAGAGGAGGCGGUGUGGGCCCAGCGCCCCGAAUUCGACGUCCUGCUGGUUCUGUCCCUGACCAAAUGGGUGCAGCUCAACUGGGGGGACGAGGGGCUCAAAAGGUUGUUCCGUCGGGCCUACAGACACCUCCGGCCUGGGGGGCUGCUGCUGCUGGAGCCACAGCCAUGGGCUUCCUACCGCAAGAGGAAGGGGCUGACGGAGACAACGUACCGGAACUACCACCGCAUCCGCCUCCGCCCGGAGCAGUUUCCCUCCUAUUUGACCUCCCCCGAGGUCGGCUUUGCCAGCUACGAACUGCUGGGGACCCCUCAGCACAGCGCCAAAGGCUUCCAGAGGCCCAUUUAUCUCUUCCACAAAGGCCAAGGAGACGCCCCCUGAGCCCCCCCCCCGCAGAUAAAAGGAGAUUUGGAUGGAAGGGGUGCCCCCCCCCCCCACUGCCAGCC
Messenger RNA from Coturnix japonica (Japanese quail), 1779 nucleotides. NCBI's taxonomy places the organism in Eukaryota, Metazoa, Chordata, Aves, Galliformes, Phasianidae. The record is from RefSeq and is a predicted model, not a curated record.